AUGAAUUUUUUAUCUAUUAACGCUUGUGGUAUUGGGGGGACUGGUAAAGCCGAUUGGAUCAAGGGUCUUAAACAGGAACACGACAUCGAUUUUUUGUUGAUUCAAGAAACUAAAAAAGAUGAUAUUUCUAGAGUUAGUAUUUCUAAUUUUUGGGGAAAUAAGGAAUUUAAUAUGGAAUUUGCCAGUUCGGUUGGCAUGUCAGGAGGGUUAUUGUGUAUUUGGGAUCCGGUGUUGUUCGAAGCAUCUUCUUAUGUUAAGAAAAACAAAUUUUUGAUUGUGUCGGGUAAAAUCAAGGGGAGCGGGUUGAUUCUGAAUGUAGUUAAUGUUUAUGCCCCUCAAUCAGUGUCAGCGAAGAAGGACGUAUGGUUCGAGUUAUCGAAUUGUCUGGAAGAUCUCCCUGGUAUGUGGGUUGUGGGUGGAGAUUUCAAUGCGGUCAGGGACCCUAAUGAGAGGAGAAAUUCCAGAUUUAAUAAUUCUUGUGCAGCUAAUUUUAAUAGUUUUAUCUUCAACUCGGGGCUCCGCAAAUAUGACCUGAAAGGUUGUAGGCCCCUUCCGGUUAGUUUCUCGGAUCAUGGUCCUAUUUUACUCAUCACCCAAAUGAAGAAUUUUGGAGCUAAACCUUUUAGAGUAUUUAAUUCUUGGUUGGAAAAAGAAGGAUAUAAGGAGGCGGUGGAAAACUCUUUGGAGGGAUUUAACAUCUCGGGCCCGCCUGAUUAUGUUUUAAUUCAAAAAUUUGCGGCUGUUAGAAAAGGGAUAAAGGAGUGGAGAGAUGAAAUGAAAAAGAAAGAAGGGGAGAUUUCUAGUAGAGCGUUGGAAGAAUUGGAGGAUUUGGAGUAG
Messenger RNA from Helianthus annuus (common sunflower), 837 nucleotides. RefSeq lists its product as uncharacterized. Gene Ontology annotation, molecular function: catalytic activity. The record is from RefSeq and is a predicted model, not a curated record. NCBI's taxonomy places the organism in Eukaryota, Viridiplantae, Streptophyta, Magnoliopsida, Asterales, Asteraceae. The transcript has 2 exons. The coding region runs from base 1 to 837 and encodes 278 amino acids.